This is a messenger RNA of Acipenser ruthenus (sterlet), 5516 nucleotides long. Its product is annotated as calcium homeostasis modulator protein 2. Bases 2551 to 3489 code for a protein of 312 amino acids. The transcript is spliced from 3 exons. The record is from RefSeq and is a predicted model, not a curated record. Lineage: Eukaryota; Metazoa; Chordata; Actinopteri; Acipenseriformes; Acipenseridae. Gene Ontology annotation, molecular function: monoatomic cation channel activity.
CGGGGUGGUGAAACCAAAAGAAAAAUUGGAGCAAUUAAUAACUAUAACUGGAGUCAUGACACUCAAAUUGCAUCAAAGGGAGAAUUCCCAUUGUGAUUCCAGUUCAGUACUUGCACUGCCCACUAGGAGUCAACAUAAAGACGUGGAUAUAAUUUAUUGAGUUUGAUAUCAUAUGAUAUUUUUAAUGCAGGGAAGUGGUACACAUUGAAAAUAAUAAAAUAUUUUAGAAAAACUGGAAAAUGUAUACAAUGUGUACCUUGGUUAAAAAGGUGCCAUUGAUGACCUAGUUGUAGCUGACUAGUUCACCAACUGAUCCUGGAUUCCUGUGACUGGUUCAAGAGAAAAAAUCAGCUUGAACUGUAAUUAUGUACUGUAAUGUUUGUUGCUAUAAAUCAAAACAUACUGGCAUUAUAACUGUAAAAAAAACCUACCAGUUAGAACAAUAACCUUGUCUUUUAUAUUAGAGAGAGAGGCAGACUAUGCUGGAGUGAAUAUGAAAUGACGAGACAGACGUUUCGAUUUCUGACUCUCUCUUUUCUCUGGUGGACUGAAUAAAUCAACACUAAAAUGUGUUCCCUGAUAUCAGGAUACAUUCAGCAGUCUGUCAAUAAACACAAAUGAAUGCGUUUUCUAUGUCAGCAUGUUUGCACUGAUUAUAGGUGUCCAUUCUGUUGCACUACUGUUUUGUUUUUAAUGUCAUACAUAGGCCAGUAGGCCAACUGUAGCAACAUUACUUUUGCGCAAAGGUCUUUUUCGUAUGGUGAGACAUACAACUUGGGAGCAUCUGUUCUACAUCUGUUGCAGUUGCUGGGGAUAAGAACGCCUGGGAUUCUGGUCUCUUACAGUAAAACUGCACAAAGGAUUUAUACUGUGUAUAAAUAUAUUCAAGUACAACUCUAGUAAGACCACUGAGGGAAUGAAUGACAUUGACUUAAUAGACAUACUAUAGGGCCAUGUUAGCAAUGUGUUUACUGUUGUUUUUAAUUAACAUCUAUUACAAUCAAUGAACAGUUUCUGUUGUUCAGUACAGUUUUACAGUGAAACGGAGUUUCAAAAUGAAAGAUGUGUAAGCUAACACUGACCUGCUUAAAACCAGUUGUGGUUAUUUUGAGCGAUCACAAUACACAUGCUGCUUGUAAGUGAUCAUUCUGUGGACCUGCCACUUGUCCCGCUGGUUCAUUUCCCUUUCAUGACCCUGACAAAAAACAACACUCAGCUGUGUAUCCUGGGGCUAAUGAAACCACUAUGACAGGCUGGUUUUGCAUUGCACACUGCUUGCUGCUCCCUGCUGGGUUUGCAUUGCUUGACCCCCAGCUGUUCACACAGGUAAAGCUGCAUCCAAAAACCAAUGUUGGUUUUCAAAUCGGAAGCUUAGCAAAUCUCAUAGUAUCCUUCUGUCAGUCAUUUACAUACAUGAAAAUAUAAAUCCUGGACAUGCAAAUCCAUAUUCAGAGUGAUAAGCUUGCCUUUUAUUUCCACCUUUAUUUUUUUCUCCUUUUUGUUUACUUUAAAUAACAUCUGCACAGUUCUUUGUUCUUUUCUCAUAUCAUUCUAUGGCUGACAACUAAUAUUAUUGCAGGGGACCCGUGUGGUGCAAAGCUGAAAUGGAGAAUUAUCAGAGAGGAUGUGUUUGCUUAUUUGAUCAAGCACUGCUGUGCCUAUCAGCUUCAGGGUACAGAGAGAUUGUCUUCUAUGAAGAAGUGAUGCAAGUGUUCUAUAAAGCUAAUGUCUUGGUCACACGUCAACAAAGCAGCUAUUCAGACUGAAAGUGGUGACGCAUUUAUGCAACAUAUCAGCUAUUUUCAAUUUAUUCCAUGACCAUGCCACGUCAGUAAUGGACUGUUUUCCAAGCUGUAUAAAACACAGCAGAUCAUUAAUAUUGUAUAUGUGAUUGUAUAUUAGAUUACCCUUUUGGUGUAUGUACAUGUAUGUUUUUAAUUGACUCACAAAUACCGUUAUGCUAUUCAUACACAUUUCCCAUUUAUUCAUUUAUUCAGGUACAGAGAGUCCAUUCUAUGCCCCCAGAAUGUAUUUAUUUAGGCUACUGCCACUUUAAGGGUGUAAAACACUGCCCUUUUUGAAUCAACCAAGUACAACAUCCUGCUUUUAAAGUAACCUAAAUUAAACCCAGACUUCAGCAUUCCUACAGAUGAAAUCACAGCCUGGUUUUUAAGACUGCUACAUUUGAGCAUUUGAGAUUCUAAAUGUUUAAAGAAACUCUUAAAAGAUCUCAUUCUUACUUAGGCAACCAACCAACCAACCCUUGAGUCUAUAACAACUUUGAGGAGAUCUUGGAAAAAUUUGAUUAAACAGGAAAAGAAAGAAAAACAUUUGAAUGACUGCCUGGGGCCUGGGAAUGACUUAUUUUUUGUAUUAUUGUCAAUGCCUUCUUUAUGUGAAAGUUUUGUGAAGGUUUGAAGACGUACUACAGAGCUUUCAAAAAGACAUAUUUUUUGGGUAGCCUUAGAAGCAGUGUUUAUUUUCAUUGUUCAAGGGCAGGAGGAUACAAUUCCAUAGGCCGUGAGGUUUGGAGGCAAAAGCAAGGCAGAAAUGGCCUCCCUAAUUGCAGAGAACUUUAAAUUCGUUUCCUUAUUCUUCAAGAGCAAAGACGUGAUGAUCUUUAACGGUCUCAUCGCACUGGGGACUGUGGCGAGUCAGGAGGUCUACAGUGUCUUUGCCUUCAGCUGCCCCUGCUCCCCAGAACGCAACUACCUGUAUGGCCUGACAGCGAUCGGAGUGCCAGCCCUGGCUGUGUUCCUCAUUGGAGUCAUGCUGAACAGGAACACCUGGAAGCUGGUCUUUGAGUGUCGUACCAGGGGCUGCAGGAGCCUCUCCUCCACGGCUGGCUUUGCACUGCUGGGGUCCAUUGUGGGGCGGGCGAUGGUGGCGCCUUUUACCUGGACGGUCAUCUCUCUGCUGCGUGGAGAGCCCUAUGUCUGUGCUCUGAGUGAGUUUGUUGAUUCCACCUCCCUGGACAGUUUCCCUGGAGGCCAUGGAGCAGGCACCUUGGCCAGGUUCCCCUGUAAAGAUGUCCCAGCUGAGGUGGAGAGCUUCAAGGAAGAGAUUGUGCGGCGACUGAAAUACGAGUCUCAGCUCCUGGGCUGGCUGCUGGUGGGGCUCGCUGCCAUCACCAUCUUCCUCCUCAUGUGCUUGAAGCGCUGCUGUUCCCCUCUGGGAAACCACCAGGAGGCGUACUGGUCCCAGUACCGCUCCAGCGAGAACGAUCUGUUCCAGCGCACCGCCGAGGUCCACGCCAAGCUCCUGGCUGCCACCAACGUCAAGCAGUUCUUCGGCUUUGUGGCCCUGGAUAAAGAGGAGAGGGAGCAGGUGAAGGAGUUUGCUGUGGAGGACGCCACUCCCAGCUUGCAGUGGAACAAGAUCACAGGGGUCUACCUGUACCGUGAGAACAAGGGCGUCCCACUCUACAGCCGCCUGCACAAGUGGGCCAAAGACAUGAUUGAUGCCAACUUGGACACCAAUGGAAAAUAAUCUGACCUUUGUACCAUGUGAUGUUCUACAGCAAGUUCCAAACAAUGCACCAAGACUGAUAUCUUUGCACUGUCUCACAAUCUCAAUCAUAGUUCCUUGGUGUCUGUUUACCACAUUCCUCAUCGGCGGGUUUCAGAAAGCUGAAAUCUGUCAGUCCAUGAAACCUGUUUUCUAGCAGUAGUUGAAACGCCGCUCUAGCGUCCAGGUUUUAUUAUUUACAAGGGCUUGCAGUGGUUGGUGGCCGCCACUAGGGUACCAGCAAUGGCAUCAUUAGUGCAGGAGAACAUACACAAUACAGUGUACAUCAUUAUAAAAAUGCCAAACAAAACACAGUGAGAAAAAACAGCUAUCAAACAAAAGGUGGCCAAGCCGUGCGCUGCUCCCACUAAAAAGGAAGUCCCGCUUCAGGAACCUUCUACCUACACAAAUAAACUGGGUGGGAUUAAAAUCCCCUAAAUCAAUCCCUACCCUAGUUGUACCAACUGUCCUGGUUACACACGCAGUGAUAAUAGUAGUUGGUCCAUCCGGUUCACUCUCCCUGGCUAUGCACGCAGGUCAAAAAAACUGUAUGUGACACUACUUUUUAUAACAAUAAAAUGUAUCUUCAUACAACCUAUUUCCCUUACAUUUCUUUGCUUUGAACAGGAACCAGUGUGUGCAUUUUUAUAUCAGAAAUGCUUAAAAAGCUUUGAAGCAGGUUUAUGCUUGUAUCAUGUAUUAAGUGUACUACACAGCGCUGGAAUUCAAGCCUUGAGAUUCCAGUGCUGUUCGAGAGCUCCCUCACUGAUGGACUCCUAGCUGUGAUACUGCAUCUUGUCAAUCUGAAGGUCAGUCCAGUGAUGGAAUAAACACGGGUGAUGGGAGUUCUUUUGGGAUCUGGGUAUGAAAUCAAAUUAAUUAAUGCUUUGUUUUUUAAGUUUAUUGUUUUGCAGAACCGAUGUACAGCAGGCAGAUGAAUGAACAAUGCUUUAUACAAAUAGUGUUUCUAAUGCUGCAAACAGCUUCUGCAUUCCAGUUACCAAGUUCACUCUGUUCCUUCCUAUCCCACCUCGACCCGUUUCAUUUUGAAUUUUGAAUUUUUUUUUAAUCAUACUCAUUAGGUUUUUUUUUUUUUAUUGCCUUAGAGAUCCUAGAAAACUACCGUGUAUGAUUAAUAAUGGAAAUCACAAUGCUCAGUAACGAGUACAGACAGAGAGCAAAUGUAAUUUAAUAUCAUGUGAUCUUAAUAAGCAACCAUCACUGGAAAAAAACAAGUCUAUUCAGCACCUACUUAGAAGACAACUCAUUCUCAGGGUAUAAUAUAGGCUGUACAGACCUGUGGAGUGAUGUCUCCACUCACCAGACUUGACGCCCUGGAAUUAGUUCUCAUGGGGGUUGUCUGAAAUCAUUAGUGUACACUGAAAAACCCAGGAGCUUUGCCAAAUUAUUGAAAAUCACUCGGACAGAAUAUGCAUCGCACCCGACAUUCUGCACAGUAUGCUAGCUAACAGGAACCAAAGAAUUCUCACAUGCGAGACCAAUGGCAGAACUCAAUUUGUUCUGUCAUGUUCUAUUUUUUACAUGGUGUGCUCGUUAGCGGUAUAUAUAGAGACGAACAGCCCUUAUUUCACUUACUCGAUAUAUAUUUUAAACUAUCACCUGUUAUGCAUGUUGUUCAUAUUAUUAGGAUCCAAUACCUUCCAUUAACAAAUGCUGUGCCAAUAUUGCCUGAGUACCACUAUGUCCGCCAAGGCUGGACUUGCAUGUUGUAAUUACACUGUAUUUAUAUGUAUGGUUGUGUAUUGGCUAAGAAUAAUUAGCAAUUACAGUGUAAUUAGAGAGACCUAAUAUAAAGAGCCGCCUCAUCUUAAAAACCUAAUAGACUCCAAUCCCACCAUAUCAACAUGUCUCCUGUGAGUGUCCUUUCAUCUCUGUCUUUGUCAUUUGCAUUUCCCACGUGUCACUGCCUCCCUUCUGCUUCGGACCACGCGGCUAAGAUGUGAUGACAUCAUCAGGAUUGUGUGUUACUCUGUGUGGGUGGUGGAUUA